AUGGUGCCCGGCCAAGACGAAAGAGGUCUGUGCAACUGUGUGAUCACCGGCCUAGCAUUACGUUAUGUUCUUUAUAAAAGCAGCUUCGUAGCCUUUCUGUCCCAGAAAUGGCUCAUCUGCUUUGAAGAUGAGGCAGAUAGUAAGGCACAGAUGACUUUUGGUGCAAUUUGGAUAAUUAAAUGCCGAGCAGAUCAAAAGUGUGGAGAAGAAUUUAGGAAUAAUGAUAAGAGAUAUAAUAAUAGAUAA
Molecule: messenger RNA, 246 nt
Organism: Rangifer tarandus platyrhynchus (Svalbard reindeer)
Lineage: Eukaryota; Metazoa; Chordata; Mammalia; Artiodactyla; Cervidae
Source: the annotation of a GenBank genome assembly